Messenger RNA from Mizuhopecten yessoensis (Yesso scallop), 2623 nucleotides. RefSeq lists its product as uncharacterized. The transcript has 2 exons. The record is from RefSeq and is a predicted model, not a curated record. The coding region runs from base 1 to 1260 and encodes 419 amino acids. Lineage: Eukaryota; Metazoa; Mollusca; Bivalvia; Pectinida; Pectinidae.
AUGACCUUCAUCACUGAGAUGACCUUUGUAACUGAGAUGACCUUCAUCACUGAAAUGACCUUUGUCAUUGAGAUGACCUUCAUCACUGAGAAGACCUUCAUCAACGAUAUGACCUCAGUCACUGAGAUGACAGUCGUCAUUGAGAUGACCUUAGUCACUGAGAUGCCCUCAGUCACUGAGACGACCUUCGUCGCCGAGAUGACCUCAGUCACUGAGAUGACCUUCGUCAUUAAGAUUACCUUAGUCACUGAGAUGACCUUCGUCACCGAGAUGACCUUCGUCACUGAGAUGAUCUUAGUCACUGAGAUGACCUUCAUCACAGAGAUGACCUUCGUCAAUGAGAUGACCUUCGUCGCCAAGAUGACCUCAGUCACUGAGAUUACCUUCGUCACCGAGAUGACCUUCGUCAUUGAGAUGACCUCAGUCACUGAGACCACCUUCGUCGCCGAGAUAACCUUCGUCAUUGAGAUGACCUCAGUCACCGAGAUGACCUUCGUCAUUCAGACGACCUUCGUCGCCGAGAUGACCUCAGUCACUGUAAAGGAAUGUGUCAUUGAGAUGACCUCAGUCACCGAGAUGACCUUCGUCAUUCAGACGACCUUCGUCGCCGAGAUGACCUCAGUCACUGAGAUGACCUUUGUCAUUGAGAUGACCUUCAUCACUGAGAAGACCUUCAUCAACGAUAUGACCUCAGUCACUGAGAUGACAUUCGUCAUUGAGAUGACCUUAGUCACUGAGAUGCCCUCAGUCACCGAGAUGACCUUCGUCAUUGAGACGACCUUCGUCGCCGAGAUGACCUCAGUCACUGAGAUGACCUUCGUCAUUGAGAUGACCUUAGUCACUGAGAUGACCUUCGUCACCGAGAUGAUCUUAGUCACUGAGAUGACCUUCAUCACAGAGAUGACCUUCGUCAAUGAGAUGACUUUCGUCGCCAAGAUGACCUCAGUCACUGAGAUUACCUUCGUCACCGAGAUGACCUUCGUCAUUGAGAUGACCUCAGUCACCGAGAUGACCUUCGUCAUUGAGAUGACCUCAGUCACUGAGACGACCUUCGUCGCCGUGAUUACCUCAGUCACUGAGAUGACCUUCGUCAUCGAGAUGACCUUCGUCAUUGAGAUGACCUCAGUCACCGAGAUGACCUUCGUCAUUGAGACGACCUUCGUCGCCGAGAUGACCACAGUCACUGAGAUGACCUUCGUCAUUGAGAUGACCUUAGUCACUAAGAUGACCUUUGAUCAUCGCCCCGUACACGUAGUCUAAUUAUCGUAUUUGUUAGACAGAUAGCAAGGCAACAACCAACGACUAGCUACUACAAGAUACCUAUGUUGUAAUUAGGCUAACGUAGUCGUAAUUAUGAGAUAUCUAUGUCGUUAUUACGUCACAGUAUGUCGUAACGGCGACAAUCGGAUUCAAACCAUAUCUUGAUCUACGCUCCGUUCCGUAAACUACACUCUGCUACGUCAAGAUAUGGUUUUAAUCAGAUUGUAACGACGAUAUAAAAAUAUUACUUCACAUGACACUUACCGCCUUCCAUGGUAAUGUUAAUCCCCGGAUAGUGUUUCUGUAAAUUAUAUAGAGCGCUCUAUCAUUGUUAUACAAUGUAUAUGAUUACAUUAUUUAUCUUGACUGUGCUGAAAUAUGAGACUCUCUACUAUCAUGAUUUUAUUGUAAAAACAAACAAAAUUAACAAAAUUAUCAAAAUAUUUCUAUUUAUUUCAUGAAGAUUAACGAAAAAAACAACUGUAGGUUUUUAACUUAGAAGAAGUGAAAAACAAACAAAAAAACAAAAACAAAAAACCCCAGUAAAAAACGAAAAAUGGGACAAAAAAAAGGAAACUAUCAAAAUAUAAACAGUCAUGACGACCAAAAGUACGACAUUGGUUAAACCAUGCAUAAUUUUCAACAUAACCACGCAUCAUUUCUCAUAAACACUAACUAAACAUAACCCUGUUCCUCACCUGUUAACCAUAUAAAUAAGCAACACUAUUUAAAAAACUGAACUGGAUCAGUUCCCUACCAAACUAAUUGUUUGUUAAUUGUUACAAGUAUAAGUGUACAAGGUCUCUACAAAGUCAAGGAGAUAAGGUGAUGACGUACAUCGGUGAUGACGUACAUCGGUGAUGACGUGCCUCGAGGAAGGGCACAAAGUUAUAAACACGGUGUUGAGUCCAUUCAGCGUUUUGGAUGUAAGUUCGCCCCGAGAGGACGACAUUUGUAACUUUAAUUGUCGUUGUGUCGUCUGUUCGGGGCGAAUCAGCGAAAUGGCACAUAUCAGCCAAUGUAGUAUGCAAAUGACUUAUUUUACUGCAUUGUAUGGUUACAGUCUGUAUAGUGUGGAAGUCACCGGAUAAAUAUUUAAUUUAGGUAAUGCACGUGUUUUAGGUGUGAAAAGCUUUUUAGAAAGGAAUGUCCUGCAGGACAUCUCACUGUAAAGGAAUGUCCUACAUGACAGCUCACUGUAAAGGAAUGUCCUACAGGACAGCUCACUGUAAAGGAAUGUUAUACAGGACAGCUCACUGUAAAGGAAUGUACUACAGGACAGCUCACUGUAAAGGAAUGUGCUACAGGACAGCUCACUGUAAAGGAAUGUCGUACAGGACAGCUCACUGUAAAGGAAUGUCCU